GCUUGAGCCCCACAUGGUCUCAUUGUCUUAGUUUGCGCAUGGCGCCGCUGGAUGUUGUGCCCCUGGACCUGCACGAGGAUUCCGCUCGACAAAGUGUCAUCGAGCUGCUGAUUUCUGCCUUUCAUGAAGACCCAGGCUACAUCACCUGGGUUCUUCGCCUGGCGGCGCACGUAGUGCCCGCUGUGGGUGGGAUGGCCUUGGGCGCGCUGUCCGAGGAGGCUUUGCUCGGAGUGGCUCUGCUGCUUCCACCCGGCGUCCAGCUCGAGGACGCAGGCCUGGGGAAGCUCAUAGGCCCAGAAGGUCCUGUGGGCAGUCCUCCCUUCAAGCCCAGCAAGGAGACCCAAAGCAAGGACCUGCUUGCCUGGGCCCGGGCGGCCCGGCGUCGCGACAGAGCUUUUGGUCGCUCGGUGGGUGAGAUGCACCGCGCGGUCGCGUCCAUGCCGCAUUGGUACUUGUGGUUCCUCGGUGUGCAUCCAGAUGCACAGGGGCAAGGUGUGGGAGCAGCACUGCUGGCCGAAAUCCAACAGAUUCAGGACCGCGACUGGGUGCCCUGCUACUUGGAGACAAGCAGAUGGACUAAUGUCCAAAUCUACUUAAAGAAGAACUUCAAGCUCGAGCGAGAUUUCGCGGUGCUCGCCAAAGACAAGCAGGGACGAAUCCUUGACAGGUUCGACCUCGAUGGCGGCAUGCACGCCAUGAUCCGUUUUCCAAACUCCGGAGCUGCGAAGCUCUAA
Messenger RNA from Symbiodinium sp. CCMP2456, 734 nucleotides. NCBI's taxonomy places the organism in Eukaryota, Dinophyceae, Suessiales, Symbiodiniaceae. The record is from the annotation of a GenBank genome assembly.